AUGUCUACCCUCAGCUCUGAGUAUCUGGCUGAGAAAAGUUUCCCGUCAAAGCCCAGAAAUUCACUCGCCUCUGAUGAAGAAAUAUUUCCGGUACACGGAACAGAGAGAGACUCAGUAGACGAGACGUGUGGUAUCAACACUCCGGACAGUGAUUUAAACAACAGGAAGAACGGCGACGACAGAGGCGACGACACAGGAGACGACACGGCCAACAUUUCAUCUAGUGACGAUGACGACGACAGCUACACCGACGCCGUUGAGGAUUUCAUCUCCACAGAAACAACGCAAGAAUUCACCGCCGAAUCGCAUCGCUCACCGGAAGACGACCAGUCACAGAAUUUAUCCGACGCAGACGUUUUGGCGAAACUUCGAGAAAAAGACGUCACAGUUCCUGCUCACCUGAUGGACAACUUACAGUCCAUAGGCCUGGCUGACCUUGACCGUCUCGAGCGGCUGGACAAGACUAACCCAGGGUUAAAACGAUUAAUCAUGCGCACAAGGCUGACGGGGUAUGAGGUGAAGACUGUGGCAAUAGACCCGGAUAUCAAGUCAAACGUCAACGAGUUUCUCAGGACAAAUAUUGCAGGCAAUUUUAUCAUAUCGAGGGUACUACGAGAGAACUACGCCACCUUCUACGCUUGGCUGUCUGCCCACAUCCAAACCGAACGCAACGCGUGGGCGGUCCGGCUCAAACGAGCGCUGGAGCUGACGGAGAAGCAACGAAAGAUAAACCUGGACACCGGCGACCACGUGAUCGACACGGCCUUGACCUUGAAAGCGCUGGUCCAGUGCUGCAGCAUAGCGGCCAUGGGGGCGGGCACGCAACCGCGGACCUACAGCUCCGAAGAACCGAACCAAACUCCCGAUGACGUCAUCAAUCCUAGAGUACCACAGCGGGUCAGAACGAUCCCCUCACAAAAGGGGAGCUCAUCCCUCGAAACAACUUCUGACCGCCCCACCAGAUCGUUGCAUCACUACGCAAGUGUCCCUGAUAUCAGAAGCACGAAAAAUCAAAACCACCCGGCGUCUUUCUCAAACGAAGACACCAAACAAGGAACGACUAGAACGGCGUGUAAACAAACACUAUCUACUACAACUCACACUACAAACAGAUGUAGCGAUUCUAAACUUUACCAGUCUACAAACCACAUCAUCACCAACACUGCCGACAUUCCUGUAGAAGAUUACAACAACGUAGACUGGAAACAAAUGACACGUGAAUGCAUGGAACAAAUGCAAGAAAUAUGCCAUACGUUUAUUUCAGAGAGAAAAAAAUGCUUGAAGAUGUUGAGUAUAAAACCGCAACAAUACACAAGUCUAGAAGAAGCGCUGGCGGCUUAUAUUCAAGACAGGAACGCGAGCAGCAACGUUAAGAAGAGGGAUAUAGAAAAACGGCUGAUGGCUUUGGAGAGCGAGAACCGGAAGUUAAUCGAAGAGAUGACGGCACUGCAAGGCACGCUACUGGAGAAACAGAACAACGCGCUGAACCUUCAACAGCAGCUGGGUCACCUAGAGAACAUCCUGACAAAAGACGCCCGGGUGCUGGUCAAUAAAUGUGUAGGGACAGAUGAAGUCAAGCCUGGUGUUAAAGCUGUACAACAGUCGUCUAACUGGAGCGAUAAACUUGCCGUCAGCAGUAACGGAAGUAAAAUUACCGUUAUAAGUCCAGCUGAUAAAAGUCAUAACAGGAGGGUGAGUAGAUCAAAUAAGGAAUUCAAACAUGCAAGUGGUCAGUUUGAAGUUGUGGUCAGUGAUAAGACGAGUAGCCGACCGGCGAGUGACGAUAGAGGAAGUAGUGAUACGUCUAGUGAUAAAACAAAGAACACUAGGGAAAGAUCGUUGAUUGAGAUAUCGGAAGAAAAGCUAAGGAUGUUGAAAGAAAGAGCCCAGAAGCUUGAAGAUUCACUGCACGACGCUAUAUCGAGUAUGUCAAAACAAGGCCGAGAGAGCGAAUUACCGUCAAACCUGGCGCCGCUAAACACCAAAGGUUUAAACAACGGUGCUGAUGAUCACAGAAGACUUCAGACCAACAGCGUCGCGCCUAGGAUAGUGGUCAUUAAAAGACCGUUGUCCAAUCAGAGGCGCAGUCGAUCAGAGACGCUUCUACUUGACACUGAAUCGACUAGCCUACUCAGCGGUCGCUCGGUCAAUCUCACGACCCAUAACAUGUCCGACAGGUCACAAGUCCAGUCCUGUCUGACCAUCGUGCCAGGUAAAGGCGACACGUCGUCCAAACAACUCAUUAACGAGACGAAAAACAAUCUACAAAUGCCCAACGAAACAGACCAACAAGAGAAUACUAGUAAGGAGCAAUCACCGCAGAAGAAAAAAACGCCAAGGAUUAUCUCGCGUUACCGUGCGGCGGGUGGAGGGAUGGUGUCGAAAUGCUUGCGGUGUCAGAAGCUGUUCAGCGCCGUGGACAACCACAAGCUCGCCUGCUACUACCACACGAAAGAGAAGGAGCGGAUAGAACACUACGACCCGUCGGGGAAGCUCGUCAGAGUUAUGUACGCUUGGAUGUGCUGUCGGCAACCUCAGGAAAUAGACGGCUGUUGCUAUGGGCAACAUAUCUGAGCAGACGAUUCAUUAAUUAAAACUUUAAUGAAAGUAAAUAUAUUAACAAAUUCUGUCAUGG
Messenger RNA from Physella acuta, 2635 nucleotides. RefSeq lists its product as uncharacterized. Lineage: Eukaryota; Metazoa; Mollusca; Gastropoda; Physidae. The record is from RefSeq and is a predicted model, not a curated record.